UAUUACGAGGCGGGCCUCGGGGCCUCGCGCGCGGUGCUUCAAGGCUGACCCGGCAUAGGUACUUAUUGUAUCAAGUCUCGUUAACGGAGAUGUUCAUUCACUCGCACCGGCCAGAUGACCAGUAUGGCUCGCGUAACUCGCCGCCGCUGCCGCGUCUCGCUAAUCUCGUAUCGCGCGAUGGAAAAGUGACCGGAAAGAUCAACGGAUUUCCUAUUGCCUAUUGAUAUGUGCCUGAAGUAUCGGUCCUACAUCAUGGAAACGCAAUCGAUGUCUGAGCUCGUUUGACGACGAUGGCAGCGCUGGUUCGUCUUAAACGCGGUAGCGUCCAGCUGAGACACGCGGCACUCGAGGUCAAAGUCAGCUAUUUGCGUUGCAUCAUUGCCGAGCCAAAGUCGAGGUCGCCUGCAAUAUACUCGGAGUAGUGGAGAGAUAGUGCGCGAAGAAUCUCACCGGGCGUGAUAAGAGCGAGAUGCCGCGGUCGAUUUCAUUAUUUUUGAGUUCUGUGAGAUGGCAGACUUCGUCAAGAGAGGUAGCGUGCAGUUCGUUAAACGUGGCAGUUGUCAACUAAAGCUUGCUGCGCAAGAGGUUCGAGCGGCUGUACGAGCGCGACACAUCGUCGCCGCGUUAGUCGCAGUUGGAUUUGCGCUUUGCGGCGCGGUUGAAGUCAGCUCUUCCGUCGCACUGUUGGCGAAUCAGAAGGACAAUCAUGCCAUCAUCGACACAUCGUGGCACUGCGAUAUGCUGGUCAAUAUCACCAGCCGCAAUCGCACCGAGGACUUCGAAAUUAUAUUCAUGGAGCUGCCACAGGAGGAGCGAGCGGAAUCGAUUAUGCGCGAGGCGUUCUUAUGGGGACAAGUCGCCGGUCCGAUCCUGGGAGGUUGCCUGGUGUGGGGCCGAUCCGGGCCCUCCAUGGUCUUCUCACGUGCGGUUCUUAGCGCCUGCUUAGCGUCUCUAUUAGUACCUGCAGCCUGGCGUGGACCGUCGCACGUCGCGCUUCGGUUGUUUCAAGGAUUAUGCACCGGAGCAACCAUGCCCGCUGCUCACAUGUUCGCUAUGACCUGGUUUAAAAGUAAUCACAGAAGCUGGUACUUCAGUUGUUACGCAGCCGUCAGCGUAGGUUACUGUCUCACCGGAUGGCUGGGCACCGCGGUGGUGCGAACGUUCGGCCGCGAUUCUUUGUGCUACGGUCUGGUUCUUUUGGCACUAUGCUGGUACUUCGCCUUCGGCCGUUUCGUUAAGGACACACCGAAGAAUUAUCAACACGAUACAACUGCGGCUGUGAUACCAUGGGGAAAGCUGUUGAGAUCCGUACCCGUCUGGGCGUCCGCAGUGGCGACGAUGGGCAAUCAAUGGGGCGACGCAACGCUCGCGCUUGGCAUGACGAAGUACCUGAAGCUCAUCUAUGGGUUUUCUACAGCCAACGACUCCGUGCUGACCACGUUACCUCACAUCGGUCACUUCAUGGCUGCGCUGACCUGCGGUCUCCUCGUAGAUCACGUCCGCGAAUCUAAAAUAGUUUCCACGACCACGGCGAGAAAGUUGGUCGUCUAUACAGCGCACUUCAUCCCCGCGGCCCUCCUCUUCGUCGCCGGUUAUGCCGGCUGCCAGGCCCUGGGUGCUGCCUGGCUGGGGAUAGCAGCCCUCCUCGUUUCCGGCACCGCACCGGCCGGUGCCCUCGCGGCCAUAGCCGAUCUCGCACCCGCGGAAUCGCCGGCGUGCGCCGCGGCCGCGUGCGCUCUCUGCUCCACGCUGGGCGCCGCGGGACUGCUGGCCGCCAAUUACUUCGUCACCCAGGCUCUCCAUGGCUCCAUCGCUGGCUCUUGGCGGUUGGUGUUCGGCGUUGCCUCUGUCGUCCUGCUGACGACCGCUGCGGUUUUUCUUGCGCUCGGCAAAGGCGUUCCGCAACCGUGGAUCCCAUCCGUGGCGAGACCGCGUAGUCACGACGUAAUCUACGAGCAGGACGCAUUAGAGCUCGAUCAUGAGGACGUGGGCGUGCAGACCGAGCCCUUCGUGCCCUAUAACCUCGAGGACGACGUCGAGAGCUUGAAGAACGUGCCUCGCUCCUCGUCCAUUCACUCGAAGAUCUCGGUGGCCUCCAAUUAAAUUGCGACCGCCCUCGUGCCAAUUCUCUAUGCUAUUUUCAUGCCUCAUCUUGCGCCAAGGAUAUUCUAUUCCCCCUUCCCUCAUCCCCCAGAUUACAGCGAUAAAAAAACGAUGUACAGUGAAUAUAUCGCAAAGAUAUAGUACGAUUAACAUGAACGUCGACGAUGAAUUGUAUAUAAGGUUUUAAGAAUAGGAAUAAAAGUUUAUACGAUCAAGAGGAA
Temnothorax curvispinosus is the source of this 2324-nucleotide messenger RNA. RefSeq names its product sialin-like. The record is from RefSeq and is a predicted model, not a curated record. Gene Ontology annotation, cellular component: plasma membrane. The transcript has 10 exons. Gene Ontology annotation, molecular function: transmembrane transporter activity. Gene Ontology annotation, biological process: monoatomic anion transport; transmembrane transport. Lineage: Eukaryota; Metazoa; Arthropoda; Insecta; Hymenoptera; Formicidae. Bases 508 to 2103 code for a protein of 531 amino acids.